CGAGAGUUACACCUUACCAAAAAAAAAAAAAAAAGCAAACAUUCACAAAAAAACAGUGAACAUCGAAAAGGAAGAGAAAGGGAGGCAUAGAUGAAAAUCACCGAAAAAGAGAAACAAUUCAAAAUCUAAGCAAUUCCCUCCCAAGUGGAGUUAGGUCUUGAAAAUUUCCCUCCUUAUAAAUAGGGGCAUAAAAAAAAAAUCAGAAGAGGAAAAGAGAGGAAAACGAAAACCUAACCAACCAAUUACAAAUCCAGUGAGUGACAUUUUACCAACUCAAAUGGCGAAGCAGCUACCUUGUGACGCCGAUGGUGUUUGCAUGGCGUGUAAAACGAAGCCUCUAGAAACUGAAACCCUUCAUUGUCGAACAUGUGCAACUCCAUGGCAUGUUCCUUGUUUACCUCUGAUUCCAACCUCAAUCCUCGAUUGGGAAUGCUCCGAUUGUUCUCAACCCGUCGCCGGCGAUUCCGCUGCUCCGUCUGUUGCCGGAGAUCUCGUUUCCGCUAUUCGCGCCAUUGAGAACGAUGUUUCGCUUACCGAUGAUGAAAAAGCGAAGAAACGACAAGAACUCGUUGGUGGGACUUCUAAUUCACCUGCUGAAACAAACAAUAGACGCAGUAACGGCUUGCUUGAUAUCUUCGAUGGUAGCCUUAACUGUUCCUUCUGCAUCCAGUUGCCUGAGAGACCUGUUACUACACCAUGUGGGCAUAAUUUUUGUUUGAAGUGUUUUGAGAGAUGGAUUAAGCAAGGAAAUCGAACUUGCUCGAAUUGUAGGACUGCAAUUCCAGCAAAGAUGGCGAGCAAUCCACGAAUCAAUGCACAGUUGGCGAUUGCGAUUCGUAUGGCCAAGGUAGCAAGUUCGCAAGGUGGUGUUGGAGGAAGUAGUGUUCCAAAAGUUUAUCACAGUGUUGACAAUGAUGAGCGCCCUGAUACUGCUUAUACAACUGAGAGAGCAAAGAAAACAGGAAAGGCUAAUGCUUGCAGUGGAAAGAUAUUUGUGACCAUUCCGAAAGAUCAUUUUGGACCGAUUGUUGCUGAGAAUGAUCCAACAAGGAACCGUGGGGUUCUUGUUGGUGAUACAUGGGAGGAUAGGAUGGACUGUAGGCAAUGGGGAGCUCACUUACCCCACGUGGCUGGCAUUGCUGGUCAGAGUACACACGGGGCUCAAUCUGUUGCACUUUCAGGUGGUUAUGUCGAUGAUGAGGACCACGGUGAGUGGUUCCUUUACACAGGAAGUGGCGGGAGAGAUCUCAGCGGUAAUAAACGUACAAACAAAAAUCAGUCUUUUGAUCAACAGUUUGAGAACAUGAAUGAGGCUCUCAGACUGAGUUGUCGAAAAGGUUAUCCUGUUCGUGUUGUUAGGUCCCACAAGGAGAAACGUUCUGCUUAUGCACCGGAAGCAGGAGUGAGAUAUGAUGGGGUUUAUAGAAUUGAGAAAUGCUGGCGCAAAAUUGGAAUACAAGGUCAUAAGGUUUGCAGGUAUUUGUUUGUGAGGUGUGACAAUGAGCCAGCUCCAUGGACAAGUGAUUUAUCCGGAGACCGUCCCCGUCCACUACCUAUAAUUAAGGAGUUUAAAGGUGCAAUUGACAUUACUGAAAGAAAGGGUGAUCCAUCAUGGGACUUUGAUGAGGAAAAGGGCUGUUGGUUGUGGAAGAAGCCUCCACCUCGAAGUAAGAAGCCAGUGAACAUUGUGGAUCCCGUAGAUGGAAGUAAAAUAAAAGUUGUUAGGCCAAAGACAAAAAAGGUGUCCUUCAAAAUCAAGGAUAGGCUAUUGAAAGAGUUCGGUUGCAAUAUAUGUCGUAAGGUGUUGGCUUCGCCUCUCACUACGCCUUGUGCUCACAACUUCUGCAAAGCUUGCCUGGAGGGUGCCUUUUCUGGCCAAAGUUAUAUUAGGAAUAGGGCAUCCCAAAGUGGCCGCGCUUUGCGGACACAAAAGAACAUUAUGAAAUGCCCUACUUGUUCAACUGACAUAGCUGAUUAUCUUCAGAAUCCACAGGUAAACAGGGAAAUGAUGGGUGUCAUAGAAUCACUCCAGCAACAGGCUGAACAGAUGGAGGAGAGUUCUGAAGAAUCAAGUGUAAAAAGUGAUGAAAAUCUCAAGCCGGAUGAGGAGACGGAGGUUUCAAAGCCCUGUGAUUCAAGUGAAAAAGUCUUGAAGGAAAUUAACAAGAAUGAUCUGAAUCCUCCACAGAAGCGGAGGAAAGGUACUGGUGGCAAGGCUGUGGCGAACACGGAGGAACAUAUUGACGAGCUUCCAUAGAUUUGGAAACAUUUGAUCUGGAUGAGGCCCUUGCAGCGGCCGCCGAAGAACCACUCUGCAAGUUUGCUGCGUGGAAGAACUUUGUUUCAAGCUUACCGGCGGUUCUUGAUGUCACUAAGGAGGAUGUUUGCUCGGUUUGCAUGGAAAGCUUUGAAGAUUCACACAAUUCAGAAGAAGGAGGAAAUAAACGAGUUCCAUGUGGUCAUGUAUACCACUCAAACUGUAUCACUUUAUGGCUCCAUCGCUGCAGCUCUUGCCCUCUUUGUCGCCGCCAUAUCUCCUUUUAGUACUCAUAUAUUCAAUUGUACUUUUAUCAGCUCCAUCGCUGCAGCAAUUGCCCUCUUUGUCGCCGCCAUAUCACUUUUAUCAGCUCCAUCGCUGCAGCUCUUGUCCUCUUUGUAAAAUACCAGUGUAUAAGUAUAUAAUAAUAUGUAAGGAAAUAGUGUACAGUUUGUUUGUUGGAGGAUUGAGUAAACCAACAAAAUGGUACAGGUACUAAAUUUGCAUGACACUCUGAAUUUAGUCUCUAAGAAUAUGCAUAUUUUAACUAA
Medicago truncatula (barrel medic) is the source of this 2808-nucleotide messenger RNA. Its product is annotated as E3 ubiquitin-protein ligase ORTHRUS 2. The record is from RefSeq and is a predicted model, not a curated record. The coding region runs from base 278 to 2257 and encodes 659 amino acids. NCBI's taxonomy places the organism in Eukaryota, Viridiplantae, Streptophyta, Magnoliopsida, Fabales, Fabaceae. Gene Ontology annotation, molecular function: ubiquitin protein ligase activity; metal ion binding. The transcript is spliced from 9 exons. Gene Ontology annotation, biological process: negative regulation of gene expression via chromosomal CpG island methylation; protein ubiquitination.